CAUAUUUUAUUCUUUGCAUUUUCUAAUCAUAAAAAUAUAAUUUUUGAUCCUUUUUUGUUUCUGUUCUUUUUCAAUCAUCUUCAAGUUUUGAUCUUUAAGUCUUCUUCUGUCAUUUUCAUGCCGACUCGCCUUUUAUGUUGGAAUUGAAAUUCUACCAUUUUCGUUAAGCUUUAUGAAUUAUACAAAACAUGUAUGUAUAUAAAUAUAUUAAUUUAGAAGUAGUUGACUGUAUGGCUGCCUGGAUUAAACAAAUGGUUGAGUCAGGUUUGGUCUCCAUAACCAUGAGGGGUGUUUGGGAUCUGCCGUUUUUCGAUGUUCUGCCAGGGUUUAACGUUCUUUACUUGUUUUAUUAAUUGGUUUUUGUGACACAAGAAAAUGUGAUUUUUGUUUGUUUUGCAGAAAUUGAAGGGUACAAUCUAUGUUCGAGUUGGCAUAUAUUGUUUUCUACAAUGGGAUGAAUUUGAGGUUGUCCAGUUAACUGGUGUCAUUCAAUCGGCCUCAAAGAAAAUAAAGAAGCUUGUUAAGUUUAGCUGAUGACUUUUUCUAUGUGUGAUGAAUCUCUGAGAUAUGGUACCACAGAGGAGGGUGGAUUAUGGCUUCAAUGGCUACCAAAUGCCUAAAGUUCCUCGAGCUUCUAGAUCAGCUAGGGGAAAGGGACCUAUCAGGAAGAAACUUGAAGGCAAUCAGAUUCAUGCGUUUGAGAUUUUGGCUAGUGUAGCCGGUGAACUAUUGGAAAGUGAAAAUUCUCUACCUAGUAAUGCUUCUUGUGGAAAGGAUCCUCAUUACGCGUUUGAUGAUACCAUAAGGAAGCAACAGAAUGAAGGAAACUCGUUGAAGGAAGAACCUUGUGAGUGGGGAAGCUGUGAUGAAGAAGCCUCCUUGCAUGCCUGUGGGGUUCAAGUGCACCAACAAACUCAUACUGUAAAUCAGGUUUUGCAACCACAAGAACACAUUAGUUUUGAGAUGAGUGCAACAUCGAAAAGUAAUGAUCAGUCGGAGAAGGUCUGUUUUCCAAAAAAGUUGGGUACAGUUGAUAGCAGUUCUUCUUGUGGAAGCUAUUCUAAUAAAGUAAUCAGUGACUGUCCCUUAUCUGGGGAUUUUAUAGAAGAGGAAGAGAAAGCACAUGCUGUACGAAAGAGGAAACUUGAGGAUGAACUAUCAAAGGAUACAAGUAUAAAGAAUGGAAAAGUCUGUUCAGAAGAUUUGAUAGAAAUGGAAGGAAAGGCUCCUGAAUUGGUCAGUUGUAAACAUGAUGUGAAGGAGCCUUUGUUAGGGGAUUGCAAAACUCAUAAUUCUUUCCUCUGCCAUUGUGUUGAAGUAGUUGGUAGGGAUGAUGGUGAAAAUUUUGUUGGGAAUGUCCAACCCUGUACGAUGGUAAAGGAGUUUGAGCACAAACCAGAUGUUGGUGAUAGGAAAAUAAAGAAAAUUUCAGCAUCCAAGCACUGGCAAAUAGCUCCAGAUACAAAGAUUGGGAGUUAUCAUAGAACUGAUGGGAAAAUAAAGCAAGUUUACCAUAAUGGGAGACCUUGUUACGCACAUCAAAGAUCACAGAAGAUCUAUCCUUUUAAGAAGAGAAAGUUCUUUUACCAGAAGCCAUUCACUACGUCUGAUAGAGGCUGUAACUGUGAAAACAUAUAUAGUUCUCCUGACAACAGAGAAGAUGGUGGCAACUGUAAUGCAGAAAUUGGACGUUCAUCCUCAACAAUAGGUCGAGAACCUCUUAAGUCCACUGAUCGUAAUGUGAGGGUCAGUAUUAAAUCGUUCAAAGUUCCCGAGCUUUUCUUUGAAAUUCCCGCAACUGCGACUGUUGGUUCUUUGAAGAGAACAGUAAUGGAUGCAGUAACUUCUAUACUCGGAGAUGGGUUACAUGUUGGCAUCCUGGUUCAGGGAAAGAAGGUCAGAGAUGACAAUAAAACAUUACUUCAGACUGGGAUUUCGCCUGAUGACAAGCUUGACAAUUUGGGUUUUACCUUGGAGCCCAAACAUACAAAACUUAUGUAUUCUCAAUGCGGGAAUGUUCCUUCCUCUGUAUCUGGCAGAUGCCAGGAGUUAACUAGGCAUUCUGCAUCUUUGGUCUCACGACCAGCGACUUCAAAUGUCUCCCUGAAUCCUACAGCAAUCAAUUUGGGCAGCAGUGUUGACAAAGACUUGAAAGCAGUACCCUCUCCUGCUAGUACUUCAAUUGUCAAAACCCCACCAGCAUCCCAAGCAUUGGUUGCAGUUCCGCCAAUUAAUGCAAAGCCACUGGCCGUUGUUCCUUUUCAUAGGAGAUCUGGGCAUCCAGUGUAUGUACAACGCCGUAUGAGGAGACCUUUCUCUGUUUCAGAAGUAGAAGCCUUGGUUCAGGCUGUUGAGAAACUUGGAACAGGAAGGUGGCGUGAUGUUAAAAUGCGUGCUUUUGAUAAUGCAAAGCAUCGAACCUAUGUGGAUUUGAAGGACAAGUGGAAAACAUUGGUGCACACCGCUAGGAUCUCACCUCAGCAAAGGAGAGGAGAACCCGUUCCUCAAGAGCUUUUGGACAGAGUCCUAGCCGCCCAUGCCUACUGGUCUCAACGGCAAGCCAAGCAACAGCUCAGAUUAGCAGCAGAUUGAGAGCUGGAAUGGAGCAGGUAAAUAAAGCUUAACUUUAGAAAUCGCAAGAUCUUGCGAUUUCGUAAAUUGUAUGUAAAAAAGCUGACAGAUAGAAAAAAUUUCAUGUAAAGGGUCCUAAUGUAAUAUGCUUGUCGAUUCACAAGGCACCACCAAUGUAGCUCUUCUUUCCCAGUUUAACAGUCUGAUGUGUUUUGUAAAUGAUUCUUUCUGCAACUAGAACAUGCUCAGCCAGUUGAUUCAAUUUCAAGCCCUCAUUGAAUUUUCA
This is a messenger RNA of Argentina anserina (silverweed cinquefoil), 2857 nucleotides long. RefSeq names its product telomere repeat-binding protein 5-like. Lineage: Eukaryota; Viridiplantae; Streptophyta; Magnoliopsida; Rosales; Rosaceae. The coding region runs from base 568 to 2592 and encodes 674 amino acids. The record is from RefSeq and is a predicted model, not a curated record. The transcript has 10 exons. Gene Ontology annotation, molecular function: protein binding.